This is a messenger RNA of Solanum verrucosum, 1677 nucleotides long. RefSeq lists its product as uncharacterized. The record is from RefSeq and is a predicted model, not a curated record. Gene Ontology annotation, molecular function: transcription coactivator activity. Gene Ontology annotation, cellular component: SAGA complex. The transcript has 2 exons. The coding region runs from base 336 to 1331 and encodes 331 amino acids. Lineage: Eukaryota; Viridiplantae; Streptophyta; Magnoliopsida; Solanales; Solanaceae. Gene Ontology annotation, biological process: regulation of transcription by RNA polymerase II.
CAUUCACUACACCACACCUGUAAAGCCGCACGUGUCUUUGACUUUCCUUUGACUUCCCCGCAGAAGCUUCGAAAAAUUCAGCUUACAAGCCCUAAUCUUCCGUCCAAGCUCCAAAAUUGAACUUUGGACCUCACUUUUCUCCAUUACAUUACUACUUCAUUAGCUCAGAAUUGGAUUACACAGGAUAUAGGGAACACAUACAGUGGAUUUUGCUGCUGUGAUCGGCUUUGUUAAUUGAUUGAGCAGAGGUGCUCUUUAUUUUAUUGAUUUCAUGGUACUUUCCCUGAUUAUUUAAUUGCUUCUGUUCAGUGUUCGAAGUGAAUACGGGAGUGAGAAUGCCCACAAAUCGGCAUUGCCCCCGAAUUGACACUUAUCAGCUGAAGCUUCGGCUUGAAAGGAAGAUUGGUCAACAAAAGGCAGAGAAAUAUUUUACUGCGUUAAGCAAAUACUUGAGUCUAAAGCUUAACAAGUCAGAGUUUGAGAAGUUCUGCAUUGGUUUGUUGGGGAGAGAUAAUAUCUGCCUUCAUAAUGCACUUAUGCGAGCAAUUAUAAAAAAUGCCUGUGCAGCUAAGACACCUCCACCGAAGAAUGGCACAAUGCAGCCUUCAUUUAAUGUCAAAGUUCCAAAUGGAUAUCAAGGAGGCACUCUCCAGUCACUAUGCAGGGAUGUGUUUCCUCAGUCUCCUAGAAAGGGGAGAACUCCUACUCUUCGUGAUCGUCGAUUCAAGGACCGGGCAUGUCCUCCGCGGCCUCAUUGGAAAACCCAUUCUGCUGAAGAUAAUGCACCAAAAACACGAGAGCAUCAAAGUGCUACUGAGUUGCUACCAUUGGGUAGCAUUCAUAGUAGAAGCCAUGUAACUGCUCCCCUUGGCAUCUCCCUGAGUGGUAGGGGAACAAGGAAAGUUGUAUGUCACAGAUCAGGCCUUUUACACGGUACUGAAACUUGUAAUAGCACUCGUGAGUUGCCAGACUCCAACUCUCUAAAGAAAUGGUUGGAACAAAAGUCGGAGACAGAAGGCGUACAGAUAUCAACAGAUGCCAUAAAUGUGUUGAAUAAUGGGCUUGAUGUUUUUCUAAAGAGAUUAAUAAAACCUUGUUUGGACUUAGCAAGGUCAAAGUCACAACACAAGCGCAUCCAUGACCAAGCUGUUUCAGUUUCAAAUAAAACGAGGCCCAUGAAGUACAUUCAGAAACCGAGUGAUCUCUUUUCUGUUUCAAUACUGGAUUUUCGCUCUGCAAUGGAGUUGAAUCCCAGGAUACUGGGGGAAGAUAGCCAAAUACAGCUUGAGAAAAUUUCCUUGCAUGGAUACAAAGAACCAUUGAUCAAUUAGUGCAUUGAUAUUGGUGUCGUUGCAAUUCCAAGUCCAUCUGAAAGUGAUGACUUGAGUUGUGAUUUUAAAAGUCGCUCAACCAGUGAUGCUGAUGCAGUUUAUAUAAGCAGUAAUAAAGCUUCAACGUCGUUUAGAGCUAUGCAAAAUUUUGGAUCAAGGUUAGGUUGUGUAUACAUCUAAGAGCUGAUUAUUUCUAAAUUGAGAGUUAUUAUUACCUCAUAAAGUAGCAAGAUAUCAAUACUUAUAAGAUUGUAGCCAUUACAAAUAGAGUUAAGUAGUCUUCUUUAACUCAUAGUUUAGUCUUUCAUGUAACUGACUGUUGUUUGUUAAUAAAGUUUAAUUUCUU